Molecule: messenger RNA, 2233 nt
Organism: Erigeron canadensis
Lineage: Eukaryota; Viridiplantae; Streptophyta; Magnoliopsida; Asterales; Asteraceae
Product: proline-rich receptor-like protein kinase PERK5
Exons: 8
Coding region: 297-2075 (592 amino acids)
Biological process (GO): protein phosphorylation
Molecular function (GO): protein kinase activity; ATP binding
Source: RefSeq, a predicted model, not a curated record
AAAUGACAAAUGUUGGGCAAUUUCCAACUAACAGGGCUACCACUGUUGGUGUGCAAAAUCUCCCAUCUUUGUAGGAAGAUAACAACAGGGGGAAAGACACCAUUAGCUUUUCUAAUAUGUUGGGCAAAAAAUCCAAUGUUUUCUCUCUCUCUUUCUCUCUUCCCCUUUUUGAGCUUUUUUCGAUAUUUUCCAUUCAGGACUGGCAAUCUGUUGUGACAAGCAUAUAUAGAUGAAUAUUUGAUUUCACGAGCCAACUGCUUCUAGUUCCGAGGGCCGGAAUAAGUGCAUCCUGACAUAUGGAUUCGGCCCCAGAGGCUGCUCUGGCCCCCGAAACCCCAUCUCCAAGUACCGACUCCUCACCAUCUUCUGAUACUUCACCUCCACCACCUUCAAGUCCUUCACCACCUCCACCUUCUCCUUCUAGACCACCGCCCGCCUCUCCACCUCCUAAAGUAUUGCCACCACCUUCCCCUUCUGAUUUCUUCCCACCGCCUAAAGAAGAAGAGACGCCUGUCGCCUCUGCUCCACCGCCACCCAACACAACCCCAACACAAGACUUACCAUCAGGAACACCACCCACCCCCAUCCCUCCUAACAUUAUACCAACCCAGGGCAAUGCUUCUAACAAAACAGCACCAGGUCCUGCCAACAAGUUACCCAACUCAUCAAGCCGAAAAUCAGCCUCAAAAUCACCAACUGACUCAGACUCGAUAUCAAGUUCUAGUGGAAGUGAUAUCCCUAUAAUCAUUGGCGGAAUAGCUGCUGGCAUUUUGGUGUUUCUUGCUCUUGUUAUGGUUUGUGUUCUAUGCAAUAGGAAGAAGAAAAAACCUUACUAUAUUCAUGAAGAAAACCUCGGUGUAGGUGCAGGAGGUCCAUACUACAAUGGUAAACCAGACCACGUGGUCAGGGUCAAUGGUGACGGCGGUUGGGGACAUCCAUCAGCAAUGCAGGCAAGUAAUGACUCAUCCGGGCCUAGUAUACCAGUGGCAUCCCCAAACAUGCCACUAGCACUUAGCCAGAGCCAGUUCUCCUAUGAUGAUCUAGCAACUGCCACUGGAGGGUUCGCCCAAUACAAUCUUUUGGGCCAAGGAGGAUUCGGGUUAGUACACAAAGGGGUGCUGCCAAAUGGGCAGGAAGUUGCUGUAAAGAGCUUAAAAGCGGGCAGCGGGCAAGGUGAACGAGAGUUUCAGGCAGAGGUUGAGAUCAUUAGUAGGGUCCACCAUCGAUAUCUAGUUUCACUUGUUGGAUAUUGUAUUAGUGACGGGCAGAGAAUGCUUGUGUACGAGUAUGUUCCUAAUAAUACCUUGGAGUUCCAUCUGCAUGGAAAGGCUCAAGCAGUUAUGGAUUGGCAAACUAGAAUGCGUAUUGCUCUUGGAUCAGCUAAAGGACUUGCUUAUCUUCAUGAAGAUUGCCACCCUAGAAUUAUCCAUCGAGACAUCAAAUCUGCUAACAUUCUCCUUGACCACGAGUACGAAGCAAAGGUGGCUGAUUUUGGGCUGGCUAGACUAGCAUCUGCGAAUGACACUCAUGUCUCAACACGUGUGAUGGGAACUUUCGGGUAUUUAGCUCCAGAGUAUGCUCAAAGUGGAAAGCUAUCAGAUAAGUCUGAUGUUUUCUCAUUCAGUGUCAUGUUGUUGGAGAUUUUCACAGGAAGGAGGCCUAUUGAUCCAACGAAUGAAUACAUGGAUGACAGUUUGGUAGAUUGGGCUAGGCCACUAAUCGCUAAGGCAAAGGAAGAUGGAGACUACAGCAAGCUUGUGGACCCACGCUUGAAAGGCAACUAUGAUCAUGAGGAGAUAGUAAGAAUGGCUGCUUGUACUGCAGCUGGUGUUCGUCAUUCUGCUAGGAGGCGUCCUAAGAUGAGCCAGAUUGUACGAGCAUUGGAAGCGAAUGCAUCAUUAGAUAGCUUGGACGAAAAGCCAACUAGAGAAGGCUCCACGUUAAAUGUAAGUGAAUCAAGAGCGUAUGACACAAGAGCCUACAACAAUGAUCUCGCAAAGUUCAAUAAGAUGGUACUGUCAGGUGACGACGACUUUUCAAGCAGUGAGAUGGGUAGUUCCGGACCCUAUAGGUAAACAUUAAAACUUAAAUUUCAGAAUUUGAUUAGAACAAAAAAAAGGCUGUCAAUGCUACAUUGUGAGGUUGAUUUUCCAAAUUGAGAUUAAUGUACCAUAAAGUAGUUAGGAAAUUUUUCCUCCAAGUAAAUAGAACAGAUCGAGGUCUAAACCAUUUA